This is a messenger RNA of Manis javanica (Malayan pangolin), 9646 nucleotides long. RefSeq names its product phospholipase C delta 4 (gene PLCD4). Gene Ontology annotation, molecular function: phosphatidylinositol-4,5-bisphosphate phospholipase C activity; calcium ion binding. Gene Ontology annotation, biological process: lipid metabolic process; intracellular signal transduction. The record is from RefSeq and is a predicted model, not a curated record. Lineage: Eukaryota; Metazoa; Chordata; Mammalia; Pholidota; Manidae. Gene Ontology annotation, cellular component: plasma membrane.
CAGGAGGGCAGUGACGGUUCCUUUGUGGAUAGGUCCUUUGGGAGAGUCUUGCUGAUGUACAGAAGCUGUUUGGGAGGCUGAGUUGGUGGCCUUUAUCUGAUAAAGUAUCUCUUGCUGGAACAGAACUUUAUUCCUGGCCAUAGUGGCCAGUAGAAGAAACCUGUAAAUUAAAAGGUAACACUUGAAAUAUUUUAUAACAGACUUGAAUAUUCAUUUCCUUCUGUGGUUCAAGACUUAAGAGCACAUCUCCAGAAUUGUUUGUAUGCCUGUUCCUUGCUCCCAGUGAGACAGACUCUUCCAGCUUCCAACUUUUCUCUAAGGCUUUGGAAGGCCUGUAAUGGUUUCAGUGGUGGAACAGGGCAAGGAGAGACAUUGCUAACCUUAAAGGCUUGCCUUUCUUACUAUCUAUGUAUAUGAUUCCAUUGCUCAUUAUUUGAGCUGGGAAAGGGGGGAAAUAACAGUCAUUGCUAUCAAAAGCCCAAGGAAAACAUUUGGAAUAGGAAACCAUAGAAUGAAAUGAGAUUUAUUUCCUGAAUGUUGUGGAAUUGAAUCUUAAAUAUUUUAAUACAUUUCAAAAACAUAUAAAUUGAACAAGUCUCACUUAAUUGAUAUUAUAACACUGUACUGUAAAACCAAGAAUAUGCAUAUUCUUUUUAACUACAUCGGCAGAUUUACCAUCGUGGCUGGACCUCAAAAAAUUCCAAAAAUUACCAUCACACAAGCCUCAAAAAAUUCCAAAAAAGAAUGUUCUCUGAACACAGUGGAAUUAAGCUAGGAAAAGGAAAAUUGUUAAGUCUCUGUUUAAAAAACAUGCAGUGCAGUUUUAAAUAACACAUGGGUCACAGGAUGAAUCACAAAGGAAAUUAGAAAAAGAAUUUUCAAUUGAAGAUAUGUUGUAUCAAAACCUAUGGUGUACAGGUAAGGCAAUAUUUUAAAAGAAACAUUAAGCUCAUAUAUUACAAAAGAAAGGCUGAUGUCUAAGAUUCCAUGUCAAAAAGCUGGGAGAGAAUAACAAUACAGAAAAAGCAAAAGUCAGAAAAAAAAUACAAUAAAAACAAAGGCAAGUAAUUACCUUGAAAACAACAGAAUUGAUAAGCUCUUAGUAGAAUGAUUAGGAAAGAAAAAACGCAUCAACAUUAGAAAUGGGAAAAGGGGUAUCACCCAUAUCUUAGUGCCCAGUCUUUCAUAAACUUCCAGAGACUAUAGGGAAGGGGACAGAUCCCAGCUCACUUGAAGUAAAAGCAAGCCACCAAAACCUGUCAAGGAUAUCACAAAAAUGGAAAACCAAGGGCCAAAUUCUCUUGUGAGUAUAGAGAUAAAAUUCCCAGACAAAAUAAGUCAAGUCUAGCUACACAAAGAUAAUACAUCAUAUCUAAUUUGGGUUUACUGCAAAAACCGAAGGGUGGGGUGGCUGUGGCAAUUUCUUAAGACAACAAUGAAGCAUGCUAUGUCAAUGGACUUCCUUUCAUGAAUGAUUUCUCUAGCAUGCAACGCUGCCUGAUAACGUUUACCCACAGUAGAGUUUCUUCUGAAAUUGGAGUCAACCUCAAACCAUCCCGCAGCUUUAGCACCUAAGUUUAUGUAAUAUUCUAUAUCCCUUGUCGUUUCAAUAAUCUUCACAGUUAUUUCGCCAGGACUAGAUUCCAUCUCAAGAAACCACUUUCUUUGCUCAUGCAUAAAAAGCAACUCCUCAUUCAUUAAAGUAAGAAAUUGCAGCAAUUCAGUAACAUCUUCAGGCUCCACUUCUAAUUCUAGUUUAACUAUUUCCACCACAUCUGCAGUCAGUCACACAUUUAUGGUUUAAGUUGGCUGACCUAAAUCGGUGUGGUUCAUGGCAUCCAAAAUAAUUAAACUAGUAACAUAAAAGAUCACUAAUCACAGCUCACCGUAACAUAAUAGCAAAAGUUUUUGAAAGACUGCAGGAAUUUAUACCAAAUGUGGCACAGAGACAGGAAGUAAGCAAAUGCUCUUUGGAAAAUGACGUCAAUAAACCUGCUUGAUGCAGGGUUGCCACAAACUAAAUUCGUAAAAAAAAAAAAAGCAGUGUUUGCACAUCGCAAUAAAGCGAAGCACAAUAAAACGAGGUAUGCCUAUAUUCAAAUCAUUCUCCAUGAGAUGAGGAAUGAGACAAAGAUGGCCACUAUCGUACCUCCAUUUACCAUUAUACUGGUCCCAGCCAGUGUGCUAAGCCAAGAAAAAAAACAGGAUUAUAAAGGGAGGAAAAACCCACAUUUCUACUGACAACAUGAUUGUAUAACUAGGUAAUCCAAAAGAAUCUACAAACAAUUAAUUGAGUUUAGCAAGGUCAUAGAAUACAAAGUCAAUAUACAAAAAUCAAUGUGUUUCUAAAUUCAAUACAAAAUAGAAAAAAAAUUUUAAUUAGCACUAGAAAUCAAGUAGCUCAGAAUAGAUGCACCAAAAUGUAGGCAGAAUCUUUAUAUUGACAAAGUGAAACAUUUCUUGAAAGAAACACAUAAAUGGAGAGAUUGUCUCCAUGGGAUUGAACUGCAAGUGUGCAAAUUCAUUGAUCCCGCUGGUUAAACCCAAUUCAAAGUAAAAUCCCAGCAGGUUUAUUUUUCUGAAAAUUGACAAGCUAAUUGUAAAAUCUGUAUGGAAGUGAAAUGCCACAACAGACACAAAGGCACUCUUCAAUAAGAACAAAGUUGGAGUCUCCAUUCCCGUAUAUCCUUACUUUCAACCUUUUAGUAACAAAUUUCUGUAGAAUUUCUUUUGUAAACAGCACGCACUUGUAUUUUGUUUUAUAGCCUUUCCUGACAGCUUCCUCUGUAUAGAAUAAUUAUAUUUGGACUUUUUAUUCAAUCUUGUUCUCUGAGUCUAUACCUCCUUUCCCACCCCCUACCCCCGUCCCCUUGUUUUGUUUUGCUUGUUUGUUUUUAAUUUCACUGGAAUGGAGGAAUGGCUGUAUAUUCUCUGGUCUCAUGAUGUUAUUAUCCUGGCUUUUAAUGCUACAGGUGAUCUCAUGUUAAUAAUUUUAAUGGAAUUGAAUAUUUUGAGUUGCUUUUUUGACCACCAAGAAGGGCUUUAUUUCAGAAGUUUGAGUAGUUUGGCUGGAUAGGCUGGGGAACUGGUCUCUUAGUCCCUAGCCUGACUAUCCUAUGAAGCAAGAUAUUUAGAGCAUCUCUGCUGGUGUCAGGAAGGUCUAAGCUUGCAUGGGUGGCAGCAUGAGAGUACACUUUUUAGGUCUCCUUCUUUACCAGCUGCCCCUUCAUUUCAAUUUAGGGCUUCUAGGCCUUUCUGGGCAUGGUUCCCAGAAAGUCCUGAUGCUGCUGCCGGGAUCAGGUUUCUGGAUCUGUUAAUAAUAGACAACAGUGGGGGAAGGGCCAAGAUCAUUAUGAAAAUUGGAACAAUCAAACCAGAUGGACUGUUUUCUAUAUCCAGGGUCCUGUUUGUGUGCUCCGUGAAUCUGAAGAGCAUGCACUACAAUAGGCAUGUCUUCUAAGUCACUUGUUGGAGCUAUUCUAACCAUGAGGGUCUCCAAGUGCCUGCCCAAAAAAUCAGAACACAUGAUCUGGGGGACACUGGUGUGUUUAUGGGAACACUGAAACAGAAUAUUUGAGAUCUGGUGUCUUGUGUGGCAAGGUUUCAGCCCCUGCCAAGUUCACUAUGGAUCCUGUGAGACUGAGAAAUGACAAUGGAAUAUUCUUGGGGUAAGAGGGUUUAUACCCGGCUUUAUUCUUCCGGCAGUAGGUCAAGCACUACAAUCACAUGUGCAUCCAGCAGUCUGCAGGUCCAUAAUCCAUCUCCAUCUCUGCCACUGCCCAAAGCACUGGGCAGAGCUUUUUGUAUAACUCAGUCAAAAAUAGCUUAUUUCUUACAGGUGUGGAAGCAGCCUCGCACUAGGCCACUUACAUCAUCAAGUAGUUUGGGGUCAGGUGAGUAUCCAUAGGAACUUCCAUUUUCCCCACAUCUAGAAUCUACAAACUCCAGGAUGAAUGAUAAUACCCCUCACAGAACACCCGGAAGGGAAGGAGAUUGGACAGCAAUUACGUGAGGCAAAUAGUGACUGAAAGAGGCAAACCAUGUAUGAUUCUGGAGCGUAGAGGAGAAGUGGGGAAUAUGAAGGGGCAGCACAGAAAAAUAAUGACAUGGUGGCUGAGGGGGUAGAAAUGGGAGAGUAAGACACAUAUGUGAGGCAGGGCCUCCUUUAAGUAAAAUCUAAAAUCACAGUUUCCGUUCUGACGUUCCCUUCAUCUUGCUGUUCCCCGUGGAUGGUCUCCUGCUUGCCCUCCCUACACACUCCUCUUCCUUUAUUAAAACCUGCAUUUAGGGUAUGGUAAACUCAACUUAGGUACAAGUGGUGAAAAACCAAGAAGGCUUCAGGAAUUACCAGUUACAAAUUUGAAACCUUCUUACUGUAAAAUAUAACAUAUAGAAAACAACAUUAAAAAACUAAAGCAAUAUUAACUACAUAUAGCUUAGUAUGUUAUUAUAAACUGAAGACCCUUAUUAGCACCCAGGACCAGAAAGAGAACUUGGCCAGCUAUUUCAGAAGCCAGCCAUUUGCCCAAUCCCAUUACAUCUCCCUCCUCCUAAAAGCAACCACUAUCCUGAUAUUUAUGGUAAUCACUUAGGAAGAUUUUAUUUUAAUGGGAGUAAAGGUUUAGCUAUAAAUAAUCCCUAAUGGUAGAAUUUUAGGUAGUUAAUGAUUUGGGAGGAGUCGAGAGGCAGCCAAAUCUCAGCACACAUUAUUUCAUACAGUUAGUUCCCUCUGCCUAAGUGAUUAAGACAACUCACUGGAAAAGGACCCCACAGAAGUCCAAGACUGGGCUGUGCCCUAUGCCCUCAGCUGCCUUACUGUCAUCCACAGGUCCAGAAAGAGCCACCUAUACAGUCUUUGCAAGGCAGAGCAAAGUAGGCCCCAACUCGCAGUGUUUCGGAAAGUACAAGGGACUGGUUGUCUGCAGCUGAUGUGUGAGUCCAGGACAUCGCCUAAAUGUCCUUGGGUUUCAGUUUCUCACUCUGAUGUAUGGGUCCAGGGUCAUAAUAAAGCCCUUUACAACCCUAUUCCUCUCUAAGGAAAAAACUUGGUCCCUUAUUGUUGGGCAAUCCAAUCACUAGGUGAGACCUCAACCCCAGGAGAGGGUACUUGUCUCUGACCAAGAAAGAAUUCACGCAGGUCUGAUGAGUGCAGAUAAGGAAGAAAUUCAUUAAAGCAAGAGUAGCAGUGAAGGGCAGCAGCCAUGCAGGCAGUAGAAAGCAAGGAGGAACAGGGAAGAAAGGGAAGUUCAUUGAACUGCUCAGCAUAGGGCAGAUCCCUUGCCAACUCCUGAAGCCAAGGUCACCUGGCAUCUAAUGCCCAGUUGAAUCUGCACGGCAUGGGAACUAAGCUCCUAGCAUCCCAGGACUCUGGGGAGCCCCAGAGCACUGAAUGGAGUGAAAUUAUGUUCUGAGAACUUCCCCAAAUCAGAGAAAGGAGAUUUUCAGGCAGGCUAAUAAAGAGCACAGCCGUAUAGCUGCAGUCCAGGUCACUCAGGUGACAGGAACUUGCAAGCCCCAAAUCAGAAAUCUCAGUAGCCCUCCCUUACUUGCCUGAAGUAGAACAGAGAAAGUAAAGACUUGUGCUUAAGUCCAGAAAAUUGAAUGUAGUAGUGAAGUAACAAGGACGCUUACCACCAGUAAAGGGGUCUCUUACUAACCUCCUAAGAGGCUUGGAAGAGUGAAGAGAGAAAGUGCAGUAAGCUGAGCAGCAAGAAGGCUUUAUUUAAGGCAAAGCACACACAAAGAAAGGGGCAUGAGGGCAGCCUCAGGGAAGAGGCGUGCCUAAAGCCUUUAGGAUUCAGCUUUUCAAGGAUUUCAAGAAGGGGAUAAAGUGGCCUCGUGAUGUCUAUUCUGUGGUGGUAGAGACGCUGAUGUGAUCAGUCUUCUAGAUGUUCUGUAAGAAAAACUUAAGGAACUUAGAGACGGUGUUCUUCUCCAAGAUAAUGGUUACCUUCCAGCAUGGAAACAUCACUUAGGACUGCUCGCCUGGCCUUACGAUAGGUUUGGUUGGUGGCUUAACACCAUAAAAUGUUGGGAAUCAUUACCCCCUAACUCCCUGGUUUUCAAAUGGAAUCUUAGCCUUAAGAUGGGGUCUCUCCUGUUCUUACUCUACUAUUUAUAUCUCAGCAUUUUUCAUUAUAGGGAAGAAAAAUUAAUCAUGAUGUUUGUCCCACGUCCUUGUUCUACCUCACGCUUUCCUCCAUUUUCAUUUCUGUUUCAGCUGCCUAUUUACUUACCCUUGUAAGAAACUCAUUACAUUCCUUUCCCAGAUGGGUGUCUUUCUGGUCUUGUGUUCCUCUUUUCUCCUUGAUUCUCACACACCAUGAGUCUGCUUCAUCUUGACAGACACCUUUAUGAACAUGCCCAUGUGUCCUUGUGUGGAGGUGCCGAACGACUGCUCAUAGAGUGAAUGAAUAUAAAUGAAGAAUGAAUGAAUGGUUUCAUGCAUUCACGUAUGCAUUCCGUCAGUAUUAAGCAAGUGAUAUAUGCAUAGAUACUAACCUAUCCCUCUACACUUUUAAGAUUCCUCUUUCCUUUUUCCUCACCUUCCUUCUUUCCCAUCCUGUCUUUUUUCUUUUCCCUGUGUCACAGUGCUGAACUGAGUGCCUUUCGAGGCAGGAUGCAGAGACACAGAUGCAGGCUAGUGGAAACAGACACCAUGGAAAGGGGCCAGAUGAAAUAAGGGCCAACAGCUGUGUAACAUGCAGAGCGAACCGACCAGAAUGAAAAGCAGUGAUUCAUGAAGCACUGCAACUCAGAUACGCCUUGGGUUUUCCUUUUAGAGCUACUGUGAGAUUGGGGUCAGUGAGGGCUGGCCUCAAGAUGAAGGGCAGCCAGGCUCCUCCUCCCUGGAGAGGUGGUGCGGGGCAAUCCCUCCCCUUAAUCCUUUUCCACCUGCCCCUCCCCCACUACCCCUCACACUGGCCAGUGUCCUGGGCCUUUAAGAGCUGAAAGGCUGAACUGAGGAGAGCACCUUCUCCUUCCCUCUGGCUAUAACGCUGCCAGUCGCAGCAGCAAACUGCAUUAGAAGAGGAGAGAAAGCCAGCGAGUGCCAGAGGAGCAAAGGAGAAAAGGAGCUCAGCUGGGAUUCCCGGUCCCCCAGCGGAAGCAGCACAGAACUCACAGACAGGACUGCUAUCCUGCCCACGGUGAUUUUGGGGCCACAGCUGGUGGAGCAGUAGGUGAUGGCGUCCCAGUUGCAAAGCCGGCUGCCCAUCAAUCAAGACCUGCUGCUGAUGCAGAAAGGCACCAUGAUGCGCAAGGUGAGGUCCAAAAGCUGGAAGAAGCUAAGAUACUUCAGACUUCAGGAUGACAGCAUGACAGUCUGGCAUGCCCGGCAGGCAGGAGGCAGUGCCAAGCCAAGCUUUUCAAUUUCUGACGUGGAGACAGUGCGUGAGGGCCAUGAGUCUGAAUUGCUGCGCAGCCUGGCAGAGGAGUUCCCCUUGGAGCAGGGCUUCACCGUUGUCUUCCAUGGCCGCCGCUCCAACCUGGACCUUGUGGCCAACAGUGUUGAAGAGGCCCAGAUCUGGAUGCAGGGACUUCGGUUGUUGGUGGACUUUGUCACCAGCAUGGACCAACAGGAGCAGCUGGACCAAUGGCUGAGUGACUGGUUCCAGCGUGGAGACAAAAACCAGGAUGGUCGGAUGAGUUUUCCAGAAGUCCAGCGGUUACUGCGCCUGAUGAAUGUGGAAAUGGACCAAGAACAUGCCUUCCAGCUCUUCCAGGCAGCAGACAUGUCUCAGUCUGGGGCUCUGGAGGGAGAAGAAUUUGUUGAGUUCUAUAAGGCACUGACUCAUCGUGCUGAGGUACAGGAACUGUUUGAAAACUUCUCAGCUGAUGGGCAGAAGCUGACCCUACUAGAAUUUGUGGAUUUCCUGCGAGAGGAGCAGAAAGAAGGAGAACAUGCUUCUGACCUUGCUCUGGAACUGAUCGACCAUUAUGAGCCUUCAGAUAAUGGCAAGCUGCGACAUGUGCUGAGCAAAGAUGGCUUCCUCAGCUACCUCUGCUCAAAGGAUGGAGACAUCUUCAACCCGGCCUGCCUCCCCAUCUACCAGGAUAUGACUCAACCCCUGAGCCACUACUACAUCAACUCCUCUCAUAACACCUACCUAGUGGGAGACCAGCUUUGUGGCCAGAGCAGCAUUGAGGGAUAUAUAAGGGCACUGAAGAGGGGGUGCCGCUGUGUGGAAGUGGAUAUAUGGGAUGGACCUAGUGGGGAACCUAUCGUUUACCAUGGACACACCCUGACCUCCCGCAUCCUGUUCAAAGAUGUCAUGGCCACUGUAGCACAAUAUGCCUUCCAGACAUCAGACUACCCAGUCAUCUUGUCCCUGGAGAACCACUGCAGCUGGGAGCAGCAGCAGGUCAUGGCACACCAUCUGACGGAGAUCCUGGGCGAGAAGCUGCUGAGCGCCACUUUGGAUGGACUGCUGCCCAUGCAGCUGCCCUCGCCUGAGGCACUUCGGAGGAAGAUCCUGGUAAAGGGGAAGAAGUUAAGGAUGCUUGAGGAGCUUGAAGAAGAGGAAGCUCUAGAGUCUGAACUGGAAGCAGAGCAGGAGGUUGAGCUGGAGUUGGAUGCCCAGUUUGAGUCUGAGCCCCAGGAGCUGAGCCCCUGUAAUAAGGACGAAAAGGAGAAGAAAUCCAAGCCUAUCUUGUGUCCAUCCCUCUCUGCCCUGGUUGUCUACUUGAAGUCUGUCUCAUUCUACAGCUUCGCUCAUUCAAGGGAGCACUACCACUUCUAUGAGAUAUCGUCUUUCUCUGAAACCAAGGCCAGGAGCCUGAUCAAGGAGGCUGGCAAUGAGUUUGUGCAGCACAACACCUGGCAGUUGAGCCGUGUGUAUCCCAGUGGCCUGAGGACAGAUUCAUCCAACUACAACCCCCAGGAACUCUGGAAUGCUGGCUGCCAGAUGGUGGCUAUGAACAUGCAGACUGCAGGGCUGGAGAUGGACAUCUGUGAUGGGUUCUUCCAUCAGAACGGGGGCUGUGGCUACGUGCUGAAGCCAGACUUCCUGCGUGAUGCCCAGAGUUCCUUCCACCCCGAGAAGCCCAUCAGCCCUUUCAAAGCGCAGACACUCCUAAUCCAGGUGAUCAGUGGUCAGCAACUCCCCAAAGAGGACAGUACCAAAGAGCGAUCCAUUGUGGAUCCACUGGUGAGAGUGGAGAUCUUCGGGAUCCGCCCAGACACAACCCGGCAAGAGACCAGCUACGUGGAGAACAACGGUUUUAAUCCGUACUGGGGGCAGUCACUGUGCUUCCGGGUCCUGGUACCUGAAUUGGCCCUGCUGCGGUUUGUGGUAAAGGAUUACAACUGGAAGUCCCGAAAUGACUUCAUUGGCCAGUACACCCUACCUUGGACCUGCAUGCAACAAGGUUACCGCCACAUACACCUGCUCUCCAAGGAUGGCACCAGCCUCCAUCCAGCUUCCAUCUUCGUGCACAUCAGCACCCAAGAAGGGCUGGAGGUGGACGAAUCCUAACUUGAGCAAUUCAUGGGAGGGGUGGGGGCACUGGCUUGACAUUGUAAAACCUGGAAGGAUCCUCCAGAAAGCAGGCAGAGGUGAAAACCAAGCUUUGGAUUGUGCAUUCCCAGUCACAAAAUUAUCUCACCCUUCCUAACAAGCAAAUCUAGAACCUGAUUUUUCUUUCA